AUGGAUAACGAUCGUACAAAUGGUAAUCCAGAACGGAAAAACGUCCGAUUCGAUCCGUACUUGGAACUAAUGAUCGUCGACGUGGAUAAAGCGCCGAGCUGCACUUCUGAUCUAUCGCCAGAAUCUUCUACGGUUCGUCAACGGGUUUUUCAGUACCAAUUGGAUGAGUUAAGGCGCUCGGAACCAUCGCAGUUUCAGCAGCAGUCGAGUCCACCCCCGCUGCCGCCCAGGAACCGCGUAAACCCAUUGACCAACAUUAACAAAAGUGCCGGACUAUCGUCGGGUAUAACUCUAAUACUAUCAAAGAAGUCACCGGCGUCAGAAUCGUCAAAGUCGAGGUGGAAAAUAAUAUUUUAUUUGAAGAAAAAGUCGCAACCGAAGACGAAUUUCCAGCCGAAGACGAAAUCCCAGCCGAAGACGAAGUCGCAGCCAAAGACAAAGUCGCAGUCAAAGACAAAGUCGCAACCACAACUGAAGCUGCCACCAAAACCGCCGACGCUGCUACCGAAACUGCAGCCGCUGCCGCACGUAAAAGCCUCAUUUACGGUCACCAGUCGGGGUGUGCAGCAUUUUAGACGCGACCCCGCGCUCGUGGACGGGCUACCCAGCUCCGCUAGCCCUGCCGCCAAAAGUAAAAACGCCGCACCGCAGUCCCGUUUUUUCAAAAUGUUCAGCAAAAAACUGCUUGUACCGCCUACAACGCAGGCACCCCCUCCUCCGCAGCCGCAGCCACAACUACAAUCGGAGCCGCAACCAUCCACGUCAACGGCGCCGCUGCCAACCACAUCAAAAUCACCGCUGCCGCGACCGGAGCCGCAGCCAUCCACGUCUACGGCGCCGCUGCCAACCACAUCAACAGCACCACUGCUGCAACGAAAGCCGCAGCCAUCCACGUCAAAAUCACCGCUGCCGCGACCGGAGCCGCAGCCAUCCACGUCAACGGCGCCGCUGCCAACCACAUCAACAGCACCACCGCCGCAACGAAAGCCGCAGCCAUCCACGUCUACGGCGCCGCUGCCAACCACAUCAACAGCACCACUGCCGCAACGAAAGCCGCAACCAUCCACGUCAACGGCGGCGAUCGAGGUGGUGAUAGAGCAGAAGACACCAGGGAAACAUGACGAUGUAGGCGAAAAUGGCGGCGGCAAAAAACACAAAGGUAGCUGCAAAAUACACAAAGGCCACUGCAAAAAGUGCGAGCGCGCAGACCGCAAAAACGGUGAUGUCAAGAAAGAAGGCGACGACAAUGACUUGGGAACGGAAUGUUUGGCUUUCGCCGUCAAGUGCUUCGGAUGCAACAUCAUGUGA
This is a messenger RNA of Melanaphis sacchari, 1308 nucleotides long. RefSeq names its product proteoglycan 4-like. The record is from RefSeq and is a predicted model, not a curated record. The transcript has a single exon. Lineage: Eukaryota; Metazoa; Arthropoda; Insecta; Hemiptera; Aphididae. Bases 1 to 1308 code for a protein of 435 amino acids.